AUGACACACCGGUUCUUUGAGGGGAAGGAUCAUGCCUCCAUCUACCAAAAGUAUCGCUUUGCGCCUCCAGAUGAAGUCAAAGAUAUUCUUCUGCGAUACUUAGAUGAAAAGAAGGUACAGCCACAUGUGCUGGCAGUAGAUCUGGGAUGUGGGACAGGCCAGACCACUCGUCUGUUGGCGCCGCACUUUAAAGAAGUCGUGGGAAUUGACAUCAGUGAGUGUCAGCUGGAGGAGGCCAGAGCUGUGCCCGGGUUCUCCAACAUCGAGUACAGGAAAGGGAGAGCAGAGGAGCUUCCAUUCUCUGACGGCUCUGUAGACUUGGUGACGGCAUCAGCAGCAGCCCACUGGUUUGACCACUCCAGGUUCCUGGCUGAGGCCAAUCGGGUUCUGAAGCCCCGGGGCUGCAUUGCUCUGCUGAGUUACACCAAUCAGAACAACAGUCUUUCCUACCAGAACUGUGGAGAACAACUUAACAGCCUCUAUGAAGAGGUGAAACAGCUGCUGAUGCCAUACACCAGCAACAUCCAAGCUCAGUGUAACAGUAAACUGGAGGAGUUAUACACUGCCAUCCCUUUUCCAGAAAAAGAACGGAUCGAAACAGAAGUGAAAUCUUUCAUCACUUUGAAAAACCUGGUGGGAUUUAUUGAGACCCUGUCCAUGUUCCAAACCUACAAGGAGAAAGACCCUCAGGCGGCUAACGACCUGCUGCUCAACACUGAGAAGAGGUUUCUGGAUGAAAUGGGAGUCACGUCUCCGGACACUGAAAUAGAGUGGACGAUGGAAUAUUUCUGUGUCCUGGCAUCUAAACCAAAAUGA
Messenger RNA from Pleuronectes platessa (European plaice), 816 nucleotides. RefSeq lists its product as uncharacterized. Gene Ontology annotation, molecular function: S-adenosylmethionine-dependent methyltransferase activity. The transcript has 6 exons. The coding region runs from base 1 to 816 and encodes 271 amino acids. NCBI's taxonomy places the organism in Eukaryota, Metazoa, Chordata, Actinopteri, Pleuronectiformes, Pleuronectidae. The record is from RefSeq and is a predicted model, not a curated record.